UUCCCCACAAUUACGUAUAAAGUGACUCCUGGGAUAAAACCCAUUCUCUCUUCGUAGUGUUUACUACUUUGAUGAGUGGUUUGACUGCGUUCAUUCUCCACCUUUCCGACAGCACGUGAAGGCAACAUCAGGAGCUCAUCUGUUGGACAGGGAAACUAAUCAGGAGCCAAGUAAAGACUUUUCAGUACUGCUAGCAACACGGCUAGCCCGCUCCUAAAGUUAGCCGUACAGACGACUACGGAAUUUAGACUUUGUGUCUCCUCUGUACGACAAACGACAGUCGAGCGAUGUUUUAGAAACAUAGUUUUGUGGCGCUUGAAGAAGCAAGGCGGACAGCCUCUGGCCAGCUGAAGCUUGCGGCUAGCUCAUUAACGUUAGCUGGGAAAGAAGUGCAAGUGGAGGCAAGAAAAUGGAGCUGGACGACGUAGUCCUGUAUCAGGACGACACGGGCAACUCUGCCAUGAUGUCCGAGCGGGUCUCAGGCUUGGCCAGUUCAAUAUACCGAGAGUUUGAACGGCUAAUCGAAAAAUACGACGAGGACGUAGUGAAAGAGCUGAUGCCGCUGGUCGUUGCCGUGCUGGAGAACUUGGACUCGGUGUUCGCUGUCAACCAGGAGCACGAAGUGGAGCUGGAGUUGCUGAAGGAAGACAACGAGCAACUCGUUACCCAGUACGAACGAGAGAAGGCACUGAGGAAACACGCAGAAGAGAGGUACAUCGCCUUUGAAGACUCCCAGGAGGGCGAGAAGAAAGAACUCCAGUGCCGACUGGUGAUGUUGGAGUCUCACACACGUCACCUCGAGCUCAAAACUAAAAACUCUGCAGAUCAUAUUAGCAGAUUGGAGGAGAGAGAGGCAGAGCUCAAAAAGGAGUACAAUGCCCUUCAUCAGAGACACACUGAGAUGAUCCACAGUUGCAUGGAGCAUCUGGAGCGGAGUAAACACCAACAUGCAGUGACGCCAGCAGAUCCCUCAGAUACUGGCUCAUCAGCCAGAGCACGGAAGGAGCGUCCCAUCUCCAUGGGCAUAUUCCAACUUCCUGGGACUGAUGGUAUGACCGCUGACCUCCAGAGGGAACCUGUGGACACCCCGUCUGAACCAUGGAGAUUCAACAACCUUAGCCAUCCACGGUCCAACACCAGCCUCAAGUUUUUGCCCAGUGAAGAGGCUGAUCAGGACCAGGAUGAAUUGGCCGGAACAAACCGCGGAGGCUCCAAAUCCAGUACUCCAACCAACCAGGGAAGUGUGUCCAAAGCUCCAGCAUCUUUACAAGGCGGAGGAUCCAAACCCAACACCCCCAUGUCCUCUAAGGGCGGUACCCCUAAGUCAAACACGCCCACAUCGACAUACUCACCGCUGUCUCCUCAAGGUGGUGCGUCCACCGGUAUGAGUCCUGUGUCCAGUCUGGGCAGUGGGUCUGCCUCUGCUACACCUCAGUCUACCACGGCUUCAGAUGUGGCCAUGGAGUCUGUGGACACUUCUCUGCAGGAACAGGAAGCUUCAGAUGGUCUCAACAAGAACCUGGACUGGAACAGUGGAAAGCCAGAGAGCAAUAAGAACAUUGCAGCGAUGCAGGAAGGACAGCAGGGUCAGGGUGGACGUGAGAGUCAGCAGUCUGUUUCUACACCUCUCAAAGGUGAAGAUGGAGCAGACGACCUGGAGAAGUCUGAGGUGCAGGCUAUCAUAGAGUCCACUCCUGAACUGGACAUGGACCUCGGUAGCUGCAGAGGAACCAGCACACCAACUAAAGGCGGCGUAGAGAAUCUCGCAUUCGACCGGAACACUGACUCUCUGUUUGAGGAGCUCUCCUCUGCAGGAAAUGACCUGAUAGGAGACGUGGACGAAGGAGCUGACCUGCUGGGUAUGGGUCGGGAAGUGGAACAUCUUAUCCAUGAGAACACCCAGCUGCUGGAGACCAAAAACGCUUUGAAUGUGGUGAAAAAUGACCUGAUAUCUCGCUUGGAUGAACUGUCCUGUGAGAAGGAGGUUCUGCGAGGAGAGCUGGAUGCCGUCUCUCAGGCCAAGACCAAACUGGAGGAGAGGAACAAAGAAUUAGAAGAAGAACUCAAGAAGAUUCGAGCAGAGCUGGAGGAAACCAAACAGAAAGUCAAGAGUAACGAGGAUGAUAGCGAUGUGCCUACAGCGCAGAGGAAGCGCUUCACCCGGGUGGAGAUGGCCCGGGUCCUGAUGGAGAGGAACCAGUACAAGGAGAGGCUGAUGGAGCUGCAGGAGGCAGUCAGAUGGACAGAGAUGAUCCGGGCUUCAAAGGAGAAUCCAUCUCUUCCAGAGAAGAAGAAAUCCAGCCUCUGGCAGUUGAGUUUCAGCCGUUUGUUCAGCUCGUCGGGCGGAGCAGCCAAGAAGCCGGCGGUGGAGGCCCCGGUGAACGUCAAGUACAACGCGCCCACCUCUCAGAUUCAGCCGUCCGUCAAGAAGAGGAGCAGCACCCUGCAGCAGCUGCCCAGUGACAAGAGCAAAGCCUUCGAUUUCCUUGAUGAGGAAGUGGAAGCUGAUAACAUGAUGUCCAGGCGAGAACAGAAGAGAGCACAGUACCAGCAGGUCAAAGCCCAUGUCCAGAAGGAGGACGGCAGAGUGCAGGCUUACGGCUGGAGCCUGCCCAAGAAGUACAAAGCCAAUGGAGGUCAGGCAGAGAGUAAGAUGAAGAAUCUACCUGUUCCUGUCUUCCUCAGACCACUGGAUGAGAAAGAUGCUUCUAUGAAGCUGUGGUGUGCUGCCGGUGUGAAUCUCUCCGGGGGUAAAACCAGAGACGGAGGUUCGAUCGUAGGAGCCAGUGUGUUCUACAGUGAUGUGCCUGGACCAGAGAGCCCGAAAAAGAGGAUCGGGUCUCAGAGCAGUCUGGAUAAACUGGAUCAAGAACUCAAGGAGCAGCAGAAGGAGCUGCGGCAGCAGGACGAGCUGUCAUCGCUGGUGUGGAUCUGUACCAGCACCCAGUCCACCACGAAAGCUGUUGUCAUUGAUGCCAACCAGCCGGGAAACAUCCUGGAGAGCUUCUUUGUUUGUAACUCCCACGUCUUCUGCAUCGCCAGUGUACCAGGUGCAAGAGAGACUGACUACCCAGCUGGUGAGGAAGUUCCUCCAAACUCUGAGGCAGGACCAGCGGGAGACAGCGGCUCAUCAGCAAACAACAGCAGCCCAGCAGGUGGCGACAGCGUGCUUGGAGGCAUCACUGUUGUGGGCUGUGCAGCUGAAGGAGCAGCGGCCGUCCCUCAGACAGCAGACAGUGCAGGAAAAGACGGUCAAACUGAAUCCAGACCAGCAGAAGAAGCCACCGAGGCGACCGAGGCCAGCGCAGGGCUUGCGGACCACACAGAAACCCUGAGGGGAGUCUACACCGAACACGUCUUCACCGAUCCACUGGGAGCUCAGCAGACAGCAGAGACUCCCGCCAACUACUCCCAGAGGGAGAGCGAUCUGUUGAAAGAUGGUGUAAGCUCAGACCCCACUGCCGAGGAGCAGGACCUCAUGAGGGAGGAGGCUCAGAAGAUGAGCAGUGUUCUGCCCACCAUGUGGCUGGGGACACAGAACGGAUAUGUGUACGUACACUCCUCCGUGGCUCAGUGGAAGAAGUGUCUCCAUUCUAUAAAGCUGAAGGACUCGGUGCUCGGCAUCGUACAUGUGAAAGGACGUGUGCUGGUCGGUCUCUCUGAUGGUACUUUAGCCAUAUUCCACAGAGGAGUGGACGGACAGUGGGACCUGACAAACUACCACCUGUUAGACUUGGGGAGACAACACCACUCCAUCCGCUGUAUGACUGUAGUACAUGACAAGGUGUGGUGUGGCUACAAGAACAAGAUCUACGUGGUGCAGCCCAAAGCCAUGAAGAUAGAGAAGUCCUUUGACGCCCACCCUCGCAAGGACAGUCAGGUACGUCAGCUGGCCUGGUACGGUGACGGCAUCUGGGUGUCCAUCAGGCUGGACUCCACUCUCAGGCUGUUCCACGCUCACACCUACCAGCACCUCCAGGACGUCGACAUCGAGCCCUAUGUCAGCAAGAUGCUGGGCACGGGGAAACUAGGCUUCUCGUUUGUGCGGAUCACAGCUCUCAUGGUGUCAUGUAAUCGCCUGUGGAUCGGCACCGGAAACGGAGUCAUCAUCUCCAUCCCUCUAACAGAGACAGCCAACAAGGUAACCAAGGCAGCAGGUAGCCAACCAGGAAGUGUAGUCCGCGUCUAUGGUGACGACAGCGGUGACAAAGUGACGGCUGGGACGUUCGUCCCUUACUGCUCGAUGGCUCACGCUCAGCUCUGUUUCCAUGGUCACCGGGACGCUGUCAAGUUCUUCACUGCAGUCCCAGGUCAUGCAGUUCCAUCUGCGUCCUGUGGAGGAGAGGCAGCAGGUGACAAGGCGACAGAUGCCUCAUCUCAGGAAGGAACCAAGUCGAUGUUGGUGAUGAGCGGAGGAGAGGGUUACAUAGACUUUAGAAUGGGUGAUGAGGAAGGCGAGGCUGAGGAGGGAGACAACCCCCGCAUGAAACUGCAGCCUCUCCUGGCUAAAGCCGAGCGCAGCCACCUCAUCGUCUGGCAGGUCCUGGCCGGUGAGGACUAAACUCUGACCUCUGACCCCUGAGGCCUGAUUUGCCUUUUCUCUCAAACUCAUUGCCGGGGGGGGGGGGGGGGGGGAGUUCAGGUGGACGGCUCCCCUCUGCAGGCAUGAGUUGAAUCAGCACUUUUUCCCCUCCUCAGACCUGAACGACAAGCGUGAAACAAGCAAAAUCUGCUCUGAGUGAUUUUUCUCAGAGCUAAACUGGACUGGAGCAGUGCAAACACACAAACUGCAUGUUACUGUUUUAUUAUUACUUCUUUUCUCUCUUUUUUUUUUGUUUUUUUAAUUUCACGGAUUUGAAUAUCAACCUGUUUUAAUAUUAUUUGAGGUGAAACUGUUUUUGAGCACACAUUUGUUAUAUUUGCUCAGCAGAUACACCCAGUGUUCCUCCUGACAUUUCCAGGUUCCCUCCAUGCAGUCCAGGGACCGUGUGCUGAUGCUGGACUCAGCUGAUGCUGCAUCAGUUGUUCCAAAAAAAAAAAAGAAGAAUCACUUGCGAGUUCCCUUGUUGCCCUUUAAUAAUGUAAGACUUGGGCAAUCAUGAGUGGGAGCCAGUCAUGUGGAUUGUUGGUGAUCAUAUUUCAUGUUGAUUAUUCUUUUUCAUCCUUUGAGAACUUGGCUUUUGAUUGUAUGCAAGACCAGAAAUUGAAUCACUUGCCAGUUGUCUUUGGGUCAGGAUUUAAGUCAAACAUAUCGCAUUUCAUCUGGUUAGCAUCUGUUUGAGCAGAGGACGGACCCGUGAUUAUCUAAAUAUUCAAGCCAUUACAGUGGUGGCCCCAGUUUAUGCUUUUCAUGCACCAACGUUGAAUUCAAGUCCCAGAGCUGAGCAUCAUUUUUAUGGAAAACUAAAAUAAAAUCCCCAGCAGUCUUUGAAAAACUUACAAGGGUGUUAAACAUCGCUAAACAUCUAGAUGAAAAAAUAUUUGGUCUAAAAUGGAUUUUUAAUUUUGAUUUUAGAUUUUUUUUCCUGUUUCCUGUUUUGUUUUCCUAAUCAGAACAAACACAGUAGCUGGAAAUGACAAUGCUCUGUUCAAUUUGUACAGAUGAAUCUUUCUUUCCAAUGUUUAACAUAUUCAUAUAAAACAAGGACAUGAGUCACUUCUGGCUACAUGGAUCAGGAAAUACAGUUGCAACAGAUUAUUAUAAAUUAUUAUUAUUAUUUUAAUCAUUCAGAUUGUUCGGGACAGAUACUCAUGGUGUCCAGAGAAUGAAGCCUGCUGAAUCUUCUUUUAGUGUUGCCAAGAGGUUGACUUUUUGAAUGAGAUGAAGAAUUGGGGGGAAAAAAAAAACUGGACUUGGAGUCUUGUUCAGACGUCACCAGGUUUAUUUUAUUUUAUUUAUUUUUUUCAGUGUGAAAUGUAACAUUAAUGCACGAGAAGCUUAAACCGGGGCUGCAGCAGUUACCAUUUUAACUCAGAAUUUUCCAUUGGGAAAAAAACCCCUUGAUUAUGAAAAGAUAGGCAGCUGCUGCUGCUAAACCCUCCCUUCAUAUACAUUUAUAGACCAUAGACUUGUAUUUAACCUGAGGAUGCUGUCAGCCCUCUGCUCGCCAUCCACCCACCAGCUGCAGCUCGUAGACACUUUAAAAUCUGCCUUAGGUAUCGAGGUUUGAAAGGACAGAGUUACAGGCUUUUCAGGUGUGACAGAGUAUUUAUUUUUCUUGCAAGAAUGUUACGUUUGCUACCAAAGGUUAAAAGGAUUAAAGGUCGAUGGUUUGUCACAUGCUGAAACAACGGCAGCGUCUCAUCUAACACAGCACCUUCUCCUUCUCCAUGUAGAUAACAGGCAAGUUUUUGUAUCAGAAAUCCUGGUGUAUAGAUAGGAUAUAUUUUUAGACUUUCAUAUUUGGAAAUUGAAAUAUUUUCAAGGUGUGAGAGAAGAGAACAUGUUGAACCUGUUACUAUGAGAGGACAAAACAAGCAGCCCCCCCAGUCCUUCCCAGUCAUCUUGGCAUUUAGAGGUCAAAUCUUGAUCAUUGACGUCUUUGGUUUUGUAGUGCUGCUCUGCCCUCUCCCUCCAAGGCAGUGUUUAUUUGAAGUUCUCAGUGAAACCCCCCCCCCUCCUGAUGGCAAACCCAUUAUUUCCGAAAAUGUUUUAAGUCUAUUUUUAUGUAUUUGUUUUUUUUGGUCCUCUCCUCUCCAGUACAAUACACAAGAUGUUCAUGUAGGUGUAAUCUGAGACUAUUUCUGGCCUCUGUGUACCAGCACACUGCACUGGUAUGUUCUUUGUUUUGUCCUCUUUGUAUUGAACAACAUCAGACGAGGCCUGUCCUCAUCAUGUGAGUGUGUGUGUGUGUGUCUUCUCUCUAGGAGAGGAGACAGGUAUUAUUGCAGUUUAGCCAUUUCAGUAUUUAUUUACAAUGAUUGAGCCUUUGCAAUUCAGAAUGUAUCUUUGUACAUUGAAAAGGAAUAUAUAUAUAUACACACACACACACACACACACACACACACACAUAUAUAUAUAUAUAUAUACAUAUAUAUA
Toxotes jaculatrix (banded archerfish) is the source of this 7039-nucleotide messenger RNA. RefSeq names its product sperm associated antigen 9b (gene spag9b). Gene Ontology annotation, molecular function: MAP kinase scaffold activity; JUN kinase binding; signaling receptor complex adaptor activity. Gene Ontology annotation, cellular component: cytoplasm. The record is from RefSeq and is a predicted model, not a curated record. NCBI's taxonomy places the organism in Eukaryota, Metazoa, Chordata, Actinopteri, Toxotidae. Gene Ontology annotation, biological process: vesicle-mediated transport. The transcript has 30 exons. The coding region runs from base 410 to 4561 and encodes 1383 amino acids.